AUCAAUUUUAGAUAAAAAAUCAAUGGGUGAGAACAUAUGCCCGCACAAACCAAACACCCCCCCUCCCCCACUGAUUUCUGUCUCUUUCACAAUCUUACCCCUCCCUAUUUUUCACUCUCACUCUUUCUCUCUCUCUCCCCUGCAUCUCCCACUCGUUACCGCUUGUCAUCGCCAUCGCCUCACAGUUCGAUUUCUUCAAGAAAGAAAUGUCAAUGUUGCUAUCCGCGAUGAGCGUGACCUUAAUACUAUUCGCAUUUGUGAGACGAAGACAAAGCAAUAUCAAAGGCCAUCCCUUCUAGUAAAGGAAAGAAAAAUGCACAUCAUGUGGCUAGAUGUGUAUAUCCAUGAUUACUUAGUGAAAAGGGAUCUAAAAGCUACUGCACAGGCUUUUCUAGCUAAAGUAAAAGUAUCCUCUAACCCAGUUGGUAAGCAAAAAAUAGAAUGUAAGGAUAAAGCCUAUCUGAGUUGUGAAUUCAGUUUUUUCAUUUACAAUUCUUUUGAAAUACUGGAACAUGGAUAUUUCAACUAUUGAUGCUCCUGGUGGCUUUCUGUUCGAGUGGUGGUCUGUAUUUUCGGACAUAUUCAUUGCUAAGACAAAUGAGAAGCACUCAGAGGUUGCUGCAUCGUACAUUGAGUCAUCAAAAGGUCUUGCAAGGCUCAGUCUAUUCUUAGAACACUCACAAAAAAGAAGACAUGACAUUAAUUAGCGAAUCAACGUUGGAAGGGGAGGCGAGCGGCUGAACCAACUUCGGCUACCAACAGCGGCUCGCUCCAACAUCCAACGACUGCCUCUUCAAUCUGAGUUUGUAAUUUUUAUUUAUGUAUUUUAUAUAAAUUUUGUAUAUAUUGAAGUAUAUUUUAUAUAAAUUUUGUAUAUAUUGAAGUAUUGAGUUUUAAUUAUAUUUUGAUUAAUUUA
This is a messenger RNA of Diospyros lotus (date-plum), 916 nucleotides long. RefSeq lists its product as uncharacterized. The coding region runs from base 23 to 532 and encodes 169 amino acids. The transcript is spliced from 5 exons. NCBI's taxonomy places the organism in Eukaryota, Viridiplantae, Streptophyta, Magnoliopsida, Ericales, Ebenaceae. Gene Ontology annotation, molecular function: protein binding. The record is from RefSeq and is a predicted model, not a curated record.